This is a messenger RNA of Vicia villosa (hairy vetch), 518 nucleotides long. Its product is annotated as small ribosomal subunit protein eS21y. Bases 109 to 354 code for a protein of 81 amino acids. Lineage: Eukaryota; Viridiplantae; Streptophyta; Magnoliopsida; Fabales; Fabaceae. Gene Ontology annotation, biological process: endonucleolytic cleavage to generate mature 3'-end of SSU-rRNA from (SSU-rRNA, 5.8S rRNA, LSU-rRNA); translation; endonucleolytic cleavage in ITS1 to separate SSU-rRNA from 5.8S rRNA and LSU-rRNA from tricistronic rRNA transcript (SSU-rRNA, 5.8S rRNA, LSU-rRNA). The record is from RefSeq and is a predicted model, not a curated record. The transcript has 3 exons. Gene Ontology annotation, molecular function: structural constituent of ribosome. Gene Ontology annotation, cellular component: cytosolic small ribosomal subunit; ribosome.
UCAAGGGUUUGGGAUUUAAAGUAGCAUUGCAUCGUCUUCUCAUUCCUGCCUCCUCUCCUUUUCCAAAAUCAAAAUCCAUUUCUAGGCAAUUUCACAUCAAACCUCAAUAUGCAGAACGAAGAAGGACAAAUCACCGAGCUCUACAUUCCUAGGAAGUGUUCUGCCACAAACAGAUUGAUUACAGCUAAGGAUCAUGCUUCGGUUCAGAUUAACGUAGGGCACUUGGAUGAGAGUGGUGUCUACAAUGGUCACUUCUCCACUUUUGCCCUAUGUGGAUUCACUCGCGCACAGGGAGAUGCUGACAGUGGAAUUGAUCGGCUAUGGCAGAAAAAGAAAACCGAGCUUAAACAGUAGAUGACAUGAUCUCAUCUAUGUUGUGUUUCUUUUUGAUAGAUUUUAUGUUGUUUAGUUCCAUCUUUCCUUAAGACCUAGAGAGAUAUUGAAUUAUUUUGAUCUAUGUAGUGCAAUCCUUUUUAAAAAAGUUGUUAUUCAUAUUAAAGAUCUAUGUAUUGUCAUUA